Molecule: messenger RNA, 1677 nt
Organism: Lates calcarifer (barramundi perch)
Lineage: Eukaryota; Metazoa; Chordata; Actinopteri; Centropomidae
Gene: cdc42l
Product: cell division cycle 42, like
Exons: 6
Coding region: 117-692 (191 amino acids)
Biological process (GO): modification of synaptic structure; small GTPase-mediated signal transduction
Cellular component (GO): dendritic spine
Molecular function (GO): GTPase activity; GTP binding
Source: RefSeq, a predicted model, not a curated record
GCGGUGUUUCUGUUCUUCAGCUGGGACUGAGGCUCGUCUUGUCCACGGCUGCGCUCAGAGUAAUUCGACCCUCAAACCCGGAUGUAACCAACGCCUAACCUGUCUGAAGAAAAACGAUGCAGACUAUAAAAUGUGUAGUGGUAGGAGACGGUGCAGUAGGAAAGACCUGCUUGCUGAUCUCCUACACAACCAACAAGUUCCCCUCAGAAUAUGUGCCCACGGUUUUUGACAAUUAUGCGGUGACAGUGAUGAUCGGAGGAGAGCCCUAUACACUGGGCCUUUUUGACACAGCAGGUCAGGAGGAUUAUGACAGGCUGCGUCCUCUCAGCUAUCCACAGACAGACGUCUUCCUUGUAUGUUUCUCUGUCGUCUCCCCCUCAUCUUUUGAAAACGUCAAAGAGAAGUGGGUUCCUGAGAUUUCCCACCACUGCCCCCGCACACCCUUCCUGUUAGUGGGCACACAGGUGGACCUGCGGGAAGACAGCAACACAGUGGAGAAGCUGGCAAAGAACAAACAGCGCCCCCUAUAUCCUGAGAGCGGAGAGAAGCUGGCGCGUGAGCUCAAAGCUGUCAAAUACGUGGAGUGCUCUGCUCUGACACAGCGAGGGCUUAAGAAUGUGUUUGAUGAGGCCAUCCUGGCGGCCUUGGAGCCUCCUGAGACCAAAACCAAGAGAAAGUGUGUUCUGCUAUAGAUGAACAACGGCAGUGAGAGACCUAACGGUGUUAGAAAUAGGUGGGGUGAAUCAAAACAUCAGAAAGAUCAAUGGCCAUUAUGAAAAAAAGGACAAAACAAAAGGGGAAGGGAGGUACAAUGCCAUUGAGACUUAUUCUAAUACACGUGUACACUGAUUGUGCCUUCAAAAUAAACUUUGAAAGAGGCUGAGGCAGCAAAUCUUCAGCAUGCAGUAAAUGCAGUAAGUGUCACCUAUCUCCUUUUCUGAAAGCUUUUAAAAAUUGCAGUGUUCUUUCUACAAACAUUCAGGUGGGGCGGGCCCCCCCUGCCUGUCACUGUUGUGCCAUUUUUUUCUAAAAAAAAGAAAGACUCAUUUAUAUAGUUGCCUUUGGCCUCCUCUGUGUUUUUACCUCUUGCGGUCUAUCGGGGCUUUUAAACCCAGUGUAGAAAAAUAUAAACGGGGAAACGCUUGCGUUACAUUUAACAUUAAGUUUUUAGUGAACUUUGGUUAGUGUGGUUAAAAGGGGCAACUUAAUGUUAAGUGGUACUCCAUUUGCUUUCUUUUCUGAUCCUUUUAGAUUGAAUAAUGAAAGCACAAGAGAUAUUAUUGCCACUCCAAACAAAGGUAGCUGUCUGAAAUGAUUACUUUCUUCCCACUUCCUGUGACUUUUCUGGGAGGCCAAGUGCAUUUUCACCAAUUUCCCUUCUCUGGGUGACUUAUGAAUUUCUAUUUUAUUCUCCUUUUGUUUAUAUUGUAUUAAUUCUGUGACUCUGUUGUGGGAAAGUUUUAGCAGUUAUUCAUUUUGAAACUUGACUUUUUAUUUUAUCCAGAUUUUUUUUAUUGCUAGACUACCAACUUUUGAGUGAUUGAUAAUAUAACAAAUUAAGUUGUAAUAUUUUCAAUAGAUCUUAAUCUUGAUAGAGAUUGAGAUGAUAACCUUUGCUAGUAAAUUUCUGGGUGUUUGUAAUCACAGGAUAUUUUUAAUAAAAAUGGUUUCAUGACA